AUGAAAAUAGAACAUCAAGUAUCUUCAUCAUCAAUCAAUAAUCUUGCAAAAUUAAUAUCAGACCAUGAUGAUUUUUUUAAUAUAAUUAUAAAAAAUGUUCAGUCGUUGGAUAUUAACAAAGAACUAAAUGAUAAUGUUUGUUUAUAUGAUAAUGUUUAUUUAAAUGAAAGUACAAUAAAAAUCAUUCGAGAUUAUCACAAUAAGGUUUCAUUCAUGCUGAAGAUAAACGAAUCGGACUUGCAAGUGGCAUUGAAUACAUUAAUAUUAGAUUUAUUAAAUUCAUUUAAUGAUUGUACAUUAUUGAAAUAUGUCGAUACACAUAAGUUCAAGUGUAUCAAUGAAAAAUUUCGUCCUGAUUGUUGUUUUUUAUAUAAAAAUGUUAAUAUCAAUAUUAAUACAGGAGGUGAAUUUCUACAAGAUUUUAUGGUUUGUGUUGGUGAAUUUAAGAAAUCUAAUAAUUCGCCAACAGGAUCAAGUGGACAAAUACUUCCGUAUUUACAUUUAUUGUUAGAUGUACAAAAAAAUCGUAACAAGAUUUAUGGUUUUUUCGUUAAUAAUGAACAAAUAACAUUUGUCUGUGUUAAAAAAGGAUCUGAAUCGGAUUCAUAUGAUUAUUAUCAAAGUCAAAAUUUAUAUUUGUUUGGUAGUUAUUCUAAAGAAUCUGUUGAUAUGAACAUAACAGAUGAAGAAUGGAAAAAUAAAUAUUUAAAUGAAGUUACCUGGAGUAUAUUUAUAAACUUUUUAACAAUGAAUGAAAAAUUUUAUGAAUAUACAACAUUAAAUAUAGAUCCUUAUGAUAAUUUUCUUGUUAAUGAAUAUGAUAUAAAAAGUAAAUUGGGAAAUGGUUUAACUUCAAUGGUUUAUUUAUUAGUAAAAAAUGCAAAUAAUUCUUUAAAUGAUAUAAAACCAUGUGUUAUAAAAAUAUCUAAAGAUAUUUCAUAUGAAAAAUAUUUUCAAAAUGAAGUUCAAAGAACAUACGAAUUAAAACAAUUGAAUGGUUUAGAAAAAUUUAAUUUAUUUUUUCAAGAUAUUCUAAAUUUUUCACCUAAAGGUAAUAUUUGUUUAUUGAUCUUUUUGUUAACAUUUUCAACAUGUUGA
Molecule: messenger RNA, 1098 nt
Organism: Rotaria sp. Silwood1
Lineage: Eukaryota; Metazoa; Rotifera; Eurotatoria; Philodinida; Philodinidae
Source: the annotation of a GenBank genome assembly